This is a messenger RNA of Pimephales promelas (fathead minnow), 1092 nucleotides long. RefSeq lists its product as uncharacterized. NCBI's taxonomy places the organism in Eukaryota, Metazoa, Chordata, Actinopteri, Cypriniformes, Leuciscidae. The record is from RefSeq and is a predicted model, not a curated record. Gene Ontology annotation, cellular component: membrane.
CAUCUCCCCACAGGAGCUUUUAUCAAGUGUUUUCGAUCACUUCAUAAACAGCUCUGUUCCUCUCUGCCGCGAGUUUAGGAUUCUCUGAAACUACAUUCGAGUACCUCGGUUGAUUUUUAGCUGACUAUUGAAGAUGUCAAGCACACAAAUGCAGUCUACUGACUCGGAUCCUCCCAAAUUUCAUCGUCUGUUCAAGUUUCAUGACCCUGAAGUGGUGGCAGUUCUGGCAAUAUUACUAGGUUUGUUUCAGCUCCUCCUGACUAUACCAACUUACAGCGCCAGCAUUGAUAUGAAAUAUAUGUUUUUGUGCCCCCUCUAUAUAGGUUCUGUGUCUGUGAUUGCUGGAUCGUUUGGUAUGGCAUCUGAAAGAAGUCCUAGGAAAGCACUGCUAAACAUCUGUCUGAUCUCUGGUAUUGCUUGCCUGGUGGGGACACUGAUUGGCCUUGUUCUGUAUAGUUAUGCUGCAAGUACCUCUCUAGACCUCCCUCCUUGCCCACAUGAUUCUGUUUGUCCAGAAGAGGUUUUUCAGAGUUUUUACAAAUCGAUCUCUGGGCAGCUGUUGUUUUAUGAUAUUGCAGCUUUGGUUCUUCAUUGUUUCCUAACAUUUUCUGCGUUUAAAGGUCUAAGAAAACACUGAGAUCACGUUAUACAGCAUACACUUCUCUUUGAUCAUUUUACCUAUGAGCAAUUUUAAUUAGUAGACUGCUCUAAAACAUUAUCACUGAUAUUGUCUUUGUGUUUUUUUUUCUCUUCUUAAAAAUGUGAAUUUACAAUAUUGUCAUGUACAAAAUACAGAUUUGGAAGUUUUUUGUGUGAAACUGGUGACAGUAGCUUGCUUUAACUGUAUAUAAAUUGUAUUUAACCCACUGUAUUUAAUUGUAUUUAACCCACUACAGCUCAGAACUUUUUAAGUAAAACUAAUGUGUUGCCAUUAUUACCAAUGGCAAUGAUGGUCUUUUGCUAAUGAAACUCUAAAAAAAACUCAUAAAAUCAGUGGAUGUAAUGAACAAUGGAUGUAACUGAAUAUGCAAAAACAAAUGUGCAGUUUUACAGUGCCUGUAAUUACAAGCAAUAAAAUUAUUUUGUACUAUG